Messenger RNA from Cygnus olor (mute swan), 3795 nucleotides. RefSeq names its product notum, palmitoleoyl-protein carboxylesterase (gene NOTUM). Gene Ontology annotation, molecular function: hydrolase activity. The record is from RefSeq and is a predicted model, not a curated record. NCBI's taxonomy places the organism in Eukaryota, Metazoa, Chordata, Aves, Anseriformes, Anatidae. The coding region runs from base 1 to 1482 and encodes 493 amino acids. The transcript has 11 exons.
AUGGGCACGGCGGCCGUGCACCUCCUGCUGCUGCUGGGGCUGCUGCACGCCGGGCCCGGCGGCGAGGGCAGGAAGGGCUGGCGGCGGCGGGGUCCCGCGGCGCGCGAGCGCGGCGAGGCGGCGGCGGCGCCGCCGGCCGAGAGCUUCCCGCUGGACUUCACCGCGGUGGAGGGCAACAUGGACAGCUUCAUGGCGCAGGUCAAGAGCCUGGCGCAGUCGCUGUACCCCUGCUCGGCCCAGGCGCUGCCGCACGACCUGCGCCUGCACCUCCUGCACAACGCCUCGGUCACCUGCAACGACGGCAGCCCGGCCGGCUACUACCUCAAGGAGUCCAAGGGCAGCCGGCGGUGGCUGCUGUUCCUCGAAGGAGGGUGGUACUGCUUCAACAGGGAGAACUGCGACACCCGCUACGACACCAUGCGGAGGCUCAUGAGCUCCAAGGAGUGGCCCGCGACCAGAGUGGGAACUGGGAUCCUGUCAUCACAGCCAGAGGAAAAUCCCCACUGGUGGAACGCGAACAUGGUAUUCAUCCCUUAUUGCUCAAGUGAUGUUUGGAGUGGUGCCUCUUCCAAGUCUGAGAAAAAUGAAUACGCCUUCAUGGGAGCACUGAUCAUUCAAGAGGUUAUAAAGGAGCUCGUGGGAAAAGGUCUUAGCACUGCAAAAGUGCUGCUGCUGGCAGGGAGCAGUGCUGGAGGAACAGGAGUGCUCUUGAAUGUGGAUCGAGUGGCGGAGCAGCUGGAGGACAUGGGUUAUCAAGGGAUUCAGGUUCGAGGCUUGGCAGACUCUGGAUGGUUCCUGGAUAAUAAACAGUAUCGCAGAACUGACUGUAUCGAUACCAUAACGUGUGCUCCAACAGAAGCCAUCAGAAGAGGAAUAAGGUAUUGGAAUGGUAUUGUUCCUGAACGCUGUAAGCUGCAGUUUAAAGAGGGAGAGGAAUGGAACUGCUUUUUUGGAUAUAAGAUUUAUCCCACUCUUCGAUGUCCAGUCUUUGUUGUCCAAUGGCUCUUUGAUGAGGCCCAGCUUACUGUAGACAAUGUACACCUCACUGGCCAGCCUGUUCAGGAAGGGCAGUGGCUCUACAUCCAGAAUCUGGGCAGGGAGCUGAGAAACACCUUGAAGGAUGUAACUGCUAGCUUUGCUCCUGCCUGUUUGUCUCAUGAGAUCAUUACACGCAAUCACUGGACAGACAUCCAGGUGAAGGGGACGUCAUUACCCCGUGCCCUGCACUGUUGGGAUCGGAGCCUACAUGAGAGCAACAAAAAUGGGAAAGUCCCUCUGAAAGGUUGCCCAAUUCAUCUGAUUGACAGCUGUCCAUGGCCCCACUGCAACCCCUCAUGCCCCACUAUCAGGGACCAGUUCACAGGGCAGGAGAUGAAUGUGAUCCAGUUUCUCAUGCACAUGGGUUUUGACGUUCAGAAGAUGGCACAGCAACAGGGCCUGGAGCCCAGUAAACUUCUGGGGAUGCUCAGCAGUGGUAACUAGGAAGGAAUCCUCUGAGGGGCAGGGAGAUUAGAUCAGGAGGGGAUUGGGGCCCUUCUCCCACACACUCUAAUCUUCUUCCUUAAGCUCAUGCAGGCUGGUGCAUGCUCACCCCCCAUGCAGGCUGAAACCUGUACACACCCACAUGCUCCCGCACUCUUGCACACUUAAGAUGUGUCAAGAAAAAAAAAAGGCGAUUUCUUGCUUACGCAGUUUGACUGGAACUUGUUACCUCCAAACUCCAGGGAUCACUUUUGGCCAUUCACAUCCUCUUCCUGUCUUACACAAGGCAAUCUGAUACAGGGAGUAGUAAAGCCAUAAAUAGCAGCAAUGAGAACCUUCCCCAGAUCUAGUACUUCCCUUGUCAUGAAUUUUACAUCAUAGACUCGGUACAAGUGGUGAAAAAAGCAAGCACUGGAUUUCUUUUGUCCAACAAGAAGUGAAGGAAUGAUUACAUGACUUCCUGGAGGUCAGCAUCUCAUGUUAUAACAUACAAACAAAGGACGUGUGCUAGGGAUGGACACUCUUGUAAUCAAUUUACUUUCGUAUUAUUUUAUAAAAAUGACUUUUUUAUUACUUUUUUAAACUAAGCAAGAAAUAUAAAUGAUAUUGUUUUGUAACAUAUUUUUUUUAAAUAACGAAGGAACCUCUUGCUACUUUGGCAAUGUGGACAUAUUUAUUUUAAUAUGUAAAAUGCUAUUUAUAAGGGCUGACCAGAGAACCAUUCAUAUGUCUUUGUAAAGUUGUAUAUGCUGCUCAUUUGGAUGGGUUUUCCUUAUGAUCACUUGUGCCUGGGAGAGGGCUGAGGGUAGUAUUGACAUUUUAUAUUAAUUAGACUUCGGUGUUCCACUUGCAAUAUGCUUUGUCAUUGUUUCUGUAAUGAAGAGUAUAUGAGGUCUAAGUACAGAUACUUUCACCCAGCACCUGCUGUUUGCUUACUUGCACAGCGUUUUCAGCUUGAAGUUUGUGUUUUGUCAGGUAUUCAGGGGCAGUGUAUUUUAAGAUGCAGAGAGAUCUGGUUUUACAGCAAAGGCCACUAUUCUAGUUAGAGAAAUAUUUGAUUUGAUCAGGCCAUCUGGUCUGUCUUAGAAGGUGAAGCAUUUGCAAAAAAAAAAAAAAGAGAAAACGAGUCAAGAAACAACAUACUGCUAUUCUACUAAUUGUUUGCGAACGUGCCCACCUCAGAGAACAAAUAGAAUCCUCUUUGUAAUGGGAGGUGAACAAGGGAGGGAUCAGGAAUGUGUGGCUGAAGCAUGCACUUCCAAGAGAAAUCUUACCAGAUUAAAAGGGUAGUGCUAUGUGUGAAAUUUGUUGUCAUAGGUGAGUAAAAAAGCAAAAACAAAACAAAACUCCAACCAUUCAGUUACUAGUUACAGACUUCAGCAAACACUCGGGCAGUACCACAUAGGAAAUCAGCAGUCCUGCUGUGCAAGAUGGGGUUUAUUACACAUUUAAGAUUAAAAGGAAAAAAAAAAAAAGUAGCUAAAGACAAAAUAGAUGGUGUUCCCAGAAGAAGAGACAUGCAGGAAAGCUAUCAGUGGAGUUUCCUUAUUAUUAAUAUAGGGGUUACUUAUACUUUUUAUGUUUUAUUGACUGGUGUAAAAGUAAAAUUGUUCUGACUAUAUUUUUUGUGGCACUAAGUUGAGAGGUUUCUUCAGUACAGAGAAUGUUUGAAAAAGCAUAUGGGAAGAUGGGAUUCCUUUGAGGGCUGGAGUCAUGUGAAGUCAAUCAGUAUAAAGUGCUGGUACUUGAGUAGUAUCCAGAAUUUCUGCUAUGCACUAGUUUGUCAGUUGGGAGCAUCAAGGGAAACUGCUGAACUACUACAUCAGUAGUUCACAGAAUGACCACACACAAGAUAAUGCACCUGUAGAUAUGGCAAGUGCCCCAGUCCAUCAAUGUAUUUCUACUAGGAAACAGUAAAGUAUAAAUGCCACUACUUAUGUUAGCAAUAUUUUUUGCAGAGCUGACUAUCUGUAUUACUUAAGCAUUAAAUCAAAGGCUAAUUUCUAAGAGGCUAGGAAUGUUCAGAGGAGAUAAGUGACAUCUAUUUUCCUUGUGAGCAGAGGAAAAAAAAAUCCCUGGAGGUCAGUGAUCUCCUUUAGCUUAGUAUGGCUCUGCAACAGUCUUUCAAAAGGUAUAACAGGAAGCAGAAAUUCCUCAGAAAUAUUAUUAAGGGGGAAUUUGGCUAAUUUAUUAGGAAAAAAAAAUACUAAGUGGUUGCCAGCAGUAGCUGGGAACUGCAAUCUGUAACACAGGUGGUCAUUUCCAGUUCUAUAUUUCUUCUUGUACUUGUGCAAUAAAUAAUUUUUCCAAGCC